GGUAUGUCCCAUGUUUCCAUGACCACGUCUUGGUUGUUUGUUUCCCUCUCAGUUGACGCUUCUUUUAUUUCUGUCUCACUCACGUACGCCGUUCUCUCACCAACCCGCCGGCUACUUGACUGCAUUUUUCCCUUCCGGUGACUUCUUGUCCCCCCUCUGCUGCGCCGGUUGUGUCUGUGUACCCGCUGUAUGGCUCGCCUCUUCUCCGUCUUUUUCUGCGCAUAAUUGUUUGUGUAUGUGUCGCCUCACCUUGAUUUUUUUUCUCUGCGAGCACUAUCUCUCCCGUGUCUCUCCCUUCCCCCAAACCUCCACCCUCCCCGACACAAAACUGCUGCCGGGCGAGCGACGACCGAGCGGAAACCGUAGCGUCGGUCAGUGCCAUCGUCGUUCCGCCGCACAGAUCCCCAACCAACCCCUCCAGCCGUCCGCUGCGCGCUAAGCAGUUAACGCGCGUUCGUGCCGGGCAGCAAAUGCCCUGUUCCCUCGGCGUGGAUAGGCCUCGCCGACGCAGCAUUAGGCCUGCGGCGGCCCGAGCCGCCCGAGCUCCGCAAGCGAGGCGUGCCGCGCCGAUGCCCGCCGCGCCGGCGAAGCUACCCAUCGCGCAUGCGCUGACUCUGCUCCGGGCGAGGGAGGAGGCGAGGAGGAAAGGGAGAGGGACCGGCGGCGCAAAUGGCUGCUCUGUUGUGUGCGUGUGCCGUGAUGCACCGGCCCGAUCUCGUCGCUGGCGAGGGAGCCAGCCCGGAAUCCUGAACCUCUGUCGGGACGCCCCUAGUUUUUUGGUUCUACUCUGUUCCGCCUCCUUUGGUUCUGUUUUUGGACUCGCCUGUCACGCGCACUUGGUGUGUUUGCUGAGUGCCCACGAUGUCUCUUUUUUUUUUUCUUCUUCUUUGGAUUCUCGCGACGGAUUUGCACAGUUGCAGCAACGUCUCGAUCUCUUCCCCGUCGUUCAUGAACCGGAAAUAGUGCGCUCUCUUUGACUAAUGACCGAGCGUCGUCGAAUGGCCAUUAAUGAGUCGCCAGCGGGGGCUGCUACCGUUGGCAUCCUCCCGGAAGCUCGAGGGAAUGUUGCUGCAAGCGUGCGUUCUGUUCUGGGUUUUAAUUGGAACUGUGUACUUUUAUGUGCCUUACACGGUUUUAUUUUAUUUGUGUUCUUCACCUUGUUUCUGAAAUGUUUGGACUAUCGUAUUUGCUUUUGAAAAUGCAUGUGCAUGCUGUGUGCAUUCACCUGUGAGGAGGUGUGCCUGCUACGAUAGACACAUUACGUGCACAUGGAAUUCGUGAGGUAUUGUGACAGGAAAUGUUUGCCAGAGACCUUACAAUAUCUAGCUUUCCUUCUGCAUUGAACGUUGACACAAACUGAUGCGGUGUGCAUGCAACUCAAAUUAAAACGUGCUGAAAAUUUAGAAAAAAAAGUUUGUUACUCAGUGUUGAUGUCUUCAAUUUAGUAGUGGCCGAGAAUAUACCUGAAACACUCUAGCUUUAAAUGGUAAAUGUAUUGUGGGUAUUGACAUUUUUCAUUACUGUGGCAUUGAAUAUUGGCAGUUACAAAUAAAUUAUUUGGUUCCUGCAGAA
This is a messenger RNA of Ixodes scapularis (black-legged tick), 1572 nucleotides long. RefSeq lists its product as uncharacterized. Bases 471 to 977 code for a protein of 168 amino acids. The record is from RefSeq and is a predicted model, not a curated record. The transcript has a single exon. NCBI's taxonomy places the organism in Eukaryota, Metazoa, Arthropoda, Arachnida, Ixodida, Ixodidae.